Molecule: messenger RNA, 1434 nt
Organism: Aureobasidium melanogenum CBS 110374
Lineage: Eukaryota; Fungi; Ascomycota; Dothideomycetes; Dothideales; Saccotheciaceae
Product: PH domain-containing protein
Exons: 3
Coding region: 1-1434 (477 amino acids)
Source: RefSeq, a predicted model, not a curated record
AUGGCUUCCGCAGAACGCAACCUGCCUACUAGAACGAUGACCAACGACGACGAUGCCAUCCCUGACGAGGACACCAGUGAGGUGACCAAGCUCUUCCACGAGCGUCUGCAGGCAUGGAAGCACGCUUGUGGUUACCUUGAGGACUAUGUCUCGGCUACUGAGAAGAUGCAACACGCACACGCCAAGGAGUACGAGAAGGUGCUCAAGACUGUGUCAUCACCACUCAAGGAGGGCCACCACUUCGACCAGAACUUGGGCGGUGUCGCCGGCACCUUUGACACUAUCCGCUCAAACACUCAGGGCAUCUCCAACUCGCACGCCGAGACAGCAAAGCUCCUCAAGGGUUCCGUUCUUCCCAUCUUCGAGCGUCUCCACACCGAGAUCAAGAACAAGACCAAGGAGCUCACCAAGGGUGCUGGCAAGGGAAGCAAGGCUGUCGACAAGGCUCGCGCAACAUCGCAGAAGCACAUUGAGCUGCUUGGCCAGAACACAGCUGCUUUUGGAAGCACUGGUGGCAAGAUCAGCGCACACGAAGACCCCUACGUCCUUCAACGUGGUGUUUACCACCGUCUGAACAAGCAGGUCAUCGAGGAGAACAACAACCGCAACGACAUCAUCGCUGUCCAGAACAGCUUCGCCCAAUUCGAGGCUCACAUCCUCACCACCAUCCAGAAUGGCUUGGGCCAGUUCAACCAGGUUGUCGGCAACCAGGCCGAGCAGACUCGCACCAUGUACGGCAACAUGACCAGCACUGCUCAGCAGGUCGCCCCUGACUUCGAGUGGAACGGCUUCGUCCAGCGCAACAACCAGGUCUUGAUCGACCCCAACGCUCCUCCACGCUCCAUGUCCAACAUCAGCUUCCCCAACCAAAACCACAAGGCUACCGAACCUUUGAUUGCUGGUUCUCUCGAGCGCAAGGGCAAGAUGCUUAGAAAGUACGAGUCUUCUUAUUGGGUCAUCACUCCUUCAAGAUACAUGCACGAGUUCACGACCGACGACGACUUCGCAAAGGACCCCGUUCCCGAGACUUCUCUGUACCUUCCCGACUGCAUGAUUGGUGCCCUCGAUGGUCUCAAGUUCCAGGUCAAGGGCAAGGACGUUUCGGGCAGCAGCUUCGGCAACAAACUCUCCAUGUCACACGAAUACGCCUUCAAGGCACACACUCCUCAGGAUGCCACCAAGUGGUAUGAGGUUCUCAGAAGCUCGACUGGCACUACCACCAACGACCUCCCUCCCACCAGCCCUUCGGCCAGCAGACAGCCCAGCGCUAGCAUUCCCUCGAGCGAGAACGCUGGUGAGCCCACCAAGGUCUUCUCCGAGGAGGACACACGUCCACAGACCACCGACGCUGCUGCCCUCGAGGCUGAGCGCAAGGAGGCAGCAUAUGCCUCAGCCGGACCUAAUGACGGUGUUGCUACCCACAGCAAGGUGUAA